Enterobius vermicularis (human pinworm) is the source of this 849-nucleotide messenger RNA. NCBI's taxonomy places the organism in Eukaryota, Metazoa, Nematoda, Chromadorea, Rhabditida, Oxyuridae. The record is from the annotation of a GenBank genome assembly.
AUGUAUUACUUUGAUGCCACUCGACUUCACUGUCAGCACUUCAAAGUACUCGAAUGUUUGGGCAUCAAUGACAACAGAUUCAAUUCGGCUGAAGAAUGUGCGGCAGAAUGUGAAAGAACAGCCUGCAAACCCGGAGAAUCUCUUCUAAUUGCAAAUGGUCAAGUUCAAUUAUGUGGUACAGAGCAAUGUCCUGCAAACUACAUUUGUCGUUAUGAUGCACUGUUCAGAAGACAUGUUUGCUGUGGAUAUUCUAAUAGUGGUGCCUGUGCCGCUGGUUAUCGAACUUAUAUGAGUGCGAGAGAGGCAACUCCAUUUAAAUGUAAUGUAAAUUAUGUAAAAGAUGAAUGUCCACCAGAUUAUCUGUGUACUUCUUCAACCGAAUCUAGUGACAAUUACUGCUGUUCUUUGGAAAAAGGAUACGAAUGUCUGAAUAGAAAUCCGAAUUCAAUAAUAGGAUUUUGUUGUAUGAAGAAGAAAGAAAAAUCCUCAAAAGGCACUCAUUCAAGCAAUAAAAAUCGGGUCAGAAACGGUACUAAAACCGGAAAAAUUGAACCUUAUAAAGUUGCUGUUUUUAAUAAACGAUUUACUACCACCACUGCUGUACCUGUCUUGUACAACACAAGGCAACUUCGCAUUGUUGAUAUACAAAAAGAAAUUGAUCGUCAAAAUCUGCUGAAAGACAAACAACUGAAGACGCUUUCACCAUAUACAGGUUUCCCGUCAAUGGAUGAUGAUUUCCGUUGUCCACUUACCCAUCGCCAAAUCUUCUACGAAGAUGGGUCACCAAUUGAAUGUCAUCUAUUUAAAAAAUGUCCAGAUCAAACACUAAGUCGUUUACCUGAUGUCUAA